This is a messenger RNA of Saccoglossus kowalevskii, 3966 nucleotides long. RefSeq names its product groucho protein (gene groucho). The record is from RefSeq and is a predicted model, not a curated record. Gene Ontology annotation, biological process: negative regulation of canonical Wnt signaling pathway; regulation of DNA-templated transcription. Lineage: Eukaryota; Metazoa; Hemichordata; Enteropneusta; Harrimaniidae. Gene Ontology annotation, molecular function: transcription corepressor activity; protein binding. Gene Ontology annotation, cellular component: transcription regulator complex; nucleus.
GGCAAGUGUAUUUGCCCUCCUUUUGUCGCUCUACAUGAACCGCGUGUACAGAUAUACUUGUGUGUGGCAUUUUCUCAGCGUCGACGAUCGUUACGGCGAACGACCCCGUCCCGAAUCGCGAUUACGACCCGAAAUCUCGCUCCUUUUCGUCCCUCGGCGGGCGAAUUUGGAGAGUGGAAUCUAAGGAAAAAGGUGGUCUGAACAGUUCGUGGGAAAGUGGUAGGAUUGGGAUUCUAUAUGCAACGGUCUAAUUGUCGGUGUAACUUACAAAAGCUCCGCAACGUUUGUCAACUGCAGCAAGUGAUUCUUUAACAAAUAGAACCAAGUCUUUCGUUCUCUGGACGACCUGUGAUCCAUUUCUUCGACUUUUACGACGUUUGCCUGGUCGACGGCACGAUUCGAGGCGCCAUGUAUCAGAGUCGACACCCUGCCCCUCCUCACCAACCCGGUCAGCCGUUCAAGUUCACAGUGGCAGAAUCAUGCGACAGGAUAAAGGAAGAAUUUAGCUUUUUACAGGCGCAGUAUCACAGCUUGAAGAUGGAGUGUGAAAAGUUGGCUAGUGAAAAAACAGAAAUGCAAAGGCAUUACGUCAUGUAUUAUGAAAUGUCCUAUGGGCUCAAUGUGGAGAUGCACAAACAGACAGAGAUUGCUAAGAGGCUGAAUGCAAUUUGUGCUCAGAUAAUUCCAUUUUUAUCCCAGGAGCAUCAACAACAAGUAGCAGCUGCUGUAGAAAGAGCAAAGCAGGUUACGAUGACUGAAUUGAAUGCCAUUAUUGGGCAGCAAUCGGCUUUCCCACAUUUUUCCGGACAACAGGCUUUGCAGCACCCGUUGUCUCAUGCUCACCCACCGCCAGUACCUAUGCCACCACAUCCUAGUAGUCUGCCUGGUGGACCCCAUCACAUGCCAUCAGUCAGCAGCUCGGGAUUAUUGGCAGUGUCCAAUGCGUUGUCAAAUCUUCCUGGAAGUUCAAUGUCGGUCAAAGAUGAAAAAUCAGCUCCCUCAGAUGGCCAGAAUUCACUUUCUCCAAGACAUGAUGAGAAAAAACGCAAGAGAGACGAAAAAGAGGAGAGUGACGGGGAAAAGAGCGAUGAUAAUUUAGUUGUGGAUGUGGCAAAUGAGGACCCAACGUCUCCCCCAAAUGGAGAACGAGUGUCACCACGUGAAAAUGGUGAGAAACACCGAAAAAAGGAACGUUCAAGUAGUCCAAACAGUGUCCCCUCAACUGCAAGUACACCUAAUUCCAAGAUUAAAGAGAAUGAUAAAUCAACCACACCAGUUUCCAAACCAGACACUCCAACAAGCGGCGGUGCUACAACACCAGGCGCAAGUGGUUGCAUGCCAGGAAUGAAGCCCCCAAUGAAGGCAUCCGCACCAAUAGCACCAGCAUUGAGGACUCCUAUUUCAUCUAUGGCAGGAGGUUACCCUUUUAUGCCCGGACAAGGAAUGAACCACGCUGAACUGCCGAGUCCUUACAUGACUAACAGUAUGCUACAUAACAGUAUUUCACCAGGACUUGGUAGCUAUGCCAGAAGCCCAAUGGUCGGUUUUGAUCCCCAUCUUCAUGCCAGGGGUAGCGGACUAAAUCCAAGUUUGUCAGGAAUUCCAGGUGGAAAACCAGCAUAUUCAUUUCACGUCAGUGCUGAUGGUCAGAUGCAACCAGUCCCUUUUCCUCCUGAUGCUCUAAUUGGUCCCGGGAUUCCACGCCAUGCACGUCAAAUAAACACUCUUAAUCACGGUGAAGUGGUAUGCGCUGUAACUAUUAGUAACCCAACAAGACACGUCUACACCGGUGGAAAAGGCUGUGUAAAAGUCUGGGACAUUAGUCAACCGGGUAACAAGAGUCCUGUGUCUCAACUAGACUGUUUACAACGUGACAACUAUAUACGCUCCGUCAAACUCCUUCCUGAUGGACGUACUUUAUUAGUCGGUGGUGAAGCCAGUACAUUAUCAAUUUGGGAUCUAGCAGCACCCACACCUCGUAUCAAAGCUGAAUUAACAUCCAGUGCACCUGCUUGCUAUGCUCUUGCCAUUAGUCCUGACUCCAAGGUCUGUUUCAGUUGUUGUAGUGAUGGAAAUAUCGCAGUCUGGGAUCUUCAUAACCAGACACUUGUCAGGCAAUUUCAAGGUCACACUGAUGGUGCAAGUUGUAUAGAUAUCUCUUCAGAUGGAACUAAGCUGUGGACUGGUGGUCUUGACAAUACAGUUCGUUCAUGGGAUCUCAGAGAAGGUAGACAGCUACAACAGCAUGACUUCACAUCACAGAUAUUCUCCCUUGGUUACUGUCCAACGGGAGAAUGGCUGGCAGUCGGAAUGGAAAGUAGCAAUGUAGAAGUUCUUCAUCAUACAAAACCUGACAAAUAUCAGUUACAUCUCCAUGAAAGCUGUGUAUUAUCAUUAAAAUUUGCCCAAUGUGGAAAAUGGUUUGUGAGUACAGGAAAAGAUAAUCUACUGAAUGCAUGGAGGACGCCGUAUGGUGCAAGUAUAUUCCAGUCCAAAGAAUCUUCUUCAGUUUUGAGUUGUGAUAUAUCCAUUGAUGACAAAUACAUUGUGACGGGGAGCGGUGACAAGAAAGCCACGUUGUAUGAGGUCAUUUAUUAAAAGAUGAUCACUAUAUAAAUAUAUAUAUAUUAAAAUAAAGACGCUGAUUGUGUUGCCAUGGACGACACAGGAAUGUACAUUGUCAGUGAAAUGUACAGAUGCAACUGACAUUUAUAGUGUAUUUUUUGCUAUGAGAUUAUGUAUGAAUGUUUAUGCAUUGCAUCCAUACAUGGAAAACUCUGUAAUCCAUUGUGGACCCCAUUUCAUAGAGACCUGGAAAGCAGCUCUCCGUCAAGUCUUGGAUUAUUACCCGCUACUGAAGAUUCAAAUCUGUAUUCACCUCAGAUGUGUUUAUAAUUUGAAAUGAUUGGGAUGUGUUUAGACAUUGAAAAUAAUGCUGCUAUCAUCGAGAGAUGUUUGAACAUGCUGCUCAAAGUCACAGAUUAUUCCCAUGGAACCUGCAGUUUGCCUGCCUGCCUGCCUGCCUGCCUGUCUGUUUAGUACCCGCUGUCUGCCCAUCUGUUUAACAAUGAACUCCACCACUGCUGUAACUAACAUUCACUGCAAUUGGAAAAUCAAGUUUAAGAGCAUCCUUCUUUACAAUUAUUUUAGAUGUUAUUUUUCACAAGUGUUACAUGUUCAACUGUCACUUCUUUCCAGUGCUACCCCCCCCCCCAUGUAUAUAUAUUGGUUUUACCCUCAAUUAUUAGCCCUCAGAUUCUACCAAGAUAUUGGCAACUGUAAGGGUGAGAGGUAUCAUUCUCAGGGAUCUUGGAACUUUAACCAGAAGCAUGCAUGUCCAUGAUAAUACAGUUGUCUAAAAUGCUGUUGAUAAAUGGUUUGAACCAGACAGAGAGAAUAAUAUAGUAUCCAAUAUACUAAACACAACACAAUAGCUCUUCUCUGAAAUGUGUGUGUAUUGACUACUGCUGUGUUGAAUGAUUAUCUGUAUAUUACCUGCACAUCCCUGUUGCCAUGACAAUAUGUACUGCCCUUGGACACAAAUGUCACUAUUUUCUAAUAACUUUUAUUCAAUUUGUGGAGGGGGGGGUGUUUGACAGUACACUUUUGCAGGCUUUGAUUCCCCCACCACCACAUUGCACAGAGGUGUUUAUUUGAGUUCUGUUUCAAUCAAACCUUUUAAGUUAAUUGUACACAGUUUUUUGUUAAAACUUCCAUGAAUGGGGAAAAAAAGUUUUCUUUUGCUUUUUUAAAAAACAAACAAACAUCUGUAAGUUAUUAAGUAGGUUCCGUGUCCCCCUCACUUUGUAUAUAAGAAUUAUCCCUUUUUCUACAUGUGUAGUUGCCUAGGAAACCAUAUAUAGCAAUUAGGAGUGUUGCUAAGUAAUGUUUUGCAUUUAAACAGAGAACUGUAACACAACAAAUUGUUCAAUGGUGUUUUUUUCCUUGAAUUUAUUAUUAAACAAA